AUGAGUUGCAUGCCAUGGAAAGGAGACAAGGCCAAGUCUGAAUCCUUGGAACUUCCCCAGGCAGCACCCCCACAAAUCUACCAUGAGAAGCAGCGCAGGGAGCUGUGUGCCCUUCACGCCCUCAACAAUGUCUUCCAGGACAGCAACGCCUUCACGCGGGAAACGCUACAGGAGAUUUUCCAGAGGUUGUCUCCAAAUACUAUGGUGACACCCCACAAGAAGAGCAUGCUGGGAAAUGGGAACUAUGAUGUGAAUGUCAUCAUGGCAGCACUUCAGACCAAAGGCUAUGAAGCUGUUUGGUGGGACAAGCGCAGGGAUGUGGGUGUCAUCGCUCUCACUAAUGUCAUGGGCUUCAUCAUGAACCUGCCCUCCAGCCUGUGCUGGGGUCCCCUCAAGCUGCCUCUCAAAAGGCAGCACUGGAUCUGCGUUCGUGAGGUGGGAGGGGCCUACUACAACCUUGACUCCAAACUCAAGAUGCCGGAGUGGAUUGGAGGCGAGAGUGAGCUCAGGAAAUUUCUAAAAUACCAUUUGCAAGGAAAAAACUGUGAACUACUACUGGUGGUACCAGAAGAAGUGGAAGCCCAUCAGAGCUGGAGGGCGGAUGUGUGACAGUUCUGCUGGGCCCGCUCUGUGCCUCAACCCUCCAGCCCUCUUUGAUGUGCUGUGGCCUCUGCAGUGGGUCUGUCCAGCCACCUCCCCAAACAUCUCAUUGGGUUUCCCCCUCAAAUCUGCCAGUGCAAUAGGACAGGUGUGUGGACUGUCACAGAGCCACCAAACACUGUGCCUGGGGGAAGAAGAUAGGAGCUCUCAACACUUAGAGCAAGCCAUUGAAUACCUUUUUCUAUUUCAGAGAGGGAACUGAAAGAGGGGUCCUUGUGGGGGGCUUGCUUAUGUUCCCUUCUAUGAGGACUUGACACAGGUUCUGCUGGUAGUUGUCACUGAUGCUCAAGGCUCACAGGGAAGUUGCCUCCUCUUUUUCUCACCUGUAGCACCAGGGGGUCUGAGGACACAGUACAUGCAGAGCCCAGUGACUAGCUCGAAGGACCCAGAGCAUAAGCGUCUCAGGAAACUGUCAAGCCCCCAGCAGUGGCACCACAUGCCCUCUGCAAUCCAUAAUGCCACCUCCUUUUUAAUCCUAGGCAGCCGUGGAGUUUUAUAAUGAAAAGUUCUGAUAUUCCAAAGUAUGUAUUUGCACAGUAUUCCAGCAAAACAAUGGUGAAAAAGAUGCCUAAUUGUGGCUGAAGCCACAUUAGGACAGUCACAGGUGGCCUUUCACUCCAAUUAUGUCCCUACCAUUUCACUACAGUGACUUAGGAGGCUCUGGGGCAAAAGACAAUGAAGAGGGACAGUACUCCUAAUUGGCCCAUUUUAGCAAAAUCAGCAACACAUCAUUGCCAUCAGAUUCCAGUUAGGGACAGAGUCGGAUGAGGAAACUGCCAUGAAGGUGAGCCUUAGUUUGAGAACGAGGACUGCUAGGAACAUCCUGGGCUCCAGAGUUGUGGCAGCAGAGUCUCAGGUUGGUCAUGUGCAUCAUGUUAGAGGCUCUGGGUUUGGUAUCUUGUGUAGUUUCCUUUACAAAUUGAGGGCUGCCUCCUUCCCACUUCAAGUAGUUGUAGGUCAUUUGUCUUCUGUAAUUUUGAAAAAUAAAUAGAGGAAAUAAAUACCGUACCACACACCAAUGUGGUUGUGUUGGCCUUCAGGGCAGGUGACCUGGCCAGCCCUUAGGGAGCCAUGGUCUCUGCAGGUCUGAGAGCUGCCCCACUGGCCAGGUUUCUUCCCUUGGCAGCAGAGCUAGCCUGAGGACUUGCAUGUCAAUCCUGAACAAGCUUAUUGGGGUGAAGCGGGGGCUAUCUCCCCACUGUGACUGGAGUGCAUGUUUACACCAGCACUUUUUCUGCACAUGUAUCUUCAAUCCAACAAAGCUGAUUUUUAUUGAGUAGCAGAGGCCCCAAGUGGCUACUGCAUUAUGAUCAACCACCUCAUCUGUACCGUUUUCUACACUGGAUCUGCUUGGCACCAUGGGGAGCUCUGACCCUGCACAAUGACAUUCCAAUCAUUACCAGCCAGAAGUUAUAGCCGACCUGCUGAUUGUCACAAGCAGGACCUUGGGUCUAUUGGCACUGUCGGUGGUUGUAAGCCAUUUCUUGGGAAGAGGAGACUCCUCCCUACGGAUUUGCUUGGGCCUGUGCAAAUGGCACUGCAAAGGAGUCCCAUGCACGUGGAGUCCAUGAGCCAGUGGGAUGUACAAAGACGCUUAAGCAUUUCAGGGCUGGUUCUGUUCAUAUCCAAUUCUGGUGCUUAGGAACGGGGACCCAUGUUGAUGCCCAAGGGCAAAAAGCUCCAUUCCUUUUAAGGAAGUGGCAUCCUGACCCUGAUGCCCAGUAAGGCCCUAGGCUUUUUCUUGCUUUAUUCCCUUUUUUUUGUUGGCCUUGUGCUGGGUUUGUUUACAAAGAUGUAUUUUGUUUAACCAAAUAUUAAAAAUGAAAAACUGAACACAAA
This is a messenger RNA of Mesocricetus auratus (golden hamster), 2499 nucleotides long. It is a transcript of the gene Josd1, whose product is annotated as Josephin domain containing 1. NCBI's taxonomy places the organism in Eukaryota, Metazoa, Chordata, Mammalia, Rodentia, Cricetidae. The record is from RefSeq and is a predicted model, not a curated record. Gene Ontology annotation, molecular function: cysteine-type deubiquitinase activity. The transcript is spliced from 4 exons. The coding region runs from base 1 to 609 and encodes 202 amino acids. Gene Ontology annotation, biological process: protein deubiquitination.